Cloeon dipterum is the source of this 2409-nucleotide messenger RNA. RefSeq names its product Serine/threonine-protein kinase polo (gene polo). Lineage: Eukaryota; Metazoa; Arthropoda; Insecta; Ephemeroptera; Baetidae. Gene Ontology annotation, molecular function: ATP binding; protein binding; protein serine/threonine kinase activity. The coding region runs from base 77 to 1846 and encodes 589 amino acids. Gene Ontology annotation, biological process: mitotic spindle organization; protein phosphorylation. The record is from RefSeq and is a predicted model, not a curated record. The transcript is spliced from 7 exons. Gene Ontology annotation, cellular component: cytoplasm; kinetochore; nucleus.
UUGCAUGCAAUACUGUAUUCUCGUGCGUCGAUGGAUAAUAAUUUUUUGAACACUUUGAGAAGGAAUUAGCGCAAAUAUGACUUCCAAGCAGCCUGAGGUGUGCGAUGUUCCAGAUAUCAUCGUCGAUCCCAGCACAACACCCAACGUGACUUACAAAAGGGGCCGUUUUUUCGGCAAAGGUGGAUUCGCCAAAUGCUAUGAAAUAACAGACAUUCGCACCAAUGAAGUUUACGCGGGCAAGGUUAUCCCCAAGAAAUUGCUGCUCAAGCACAAUGCUCGCGAGAAAGUUGUCCAGGAAAUCAACAUCCACAAGAGUCUCAAGCACCCAAAUGUCGUGGGCUUCAGUGGUUUCUUCGAAAACAGCGGCAACGUCUACAUUAUUCUGGAGCUCUGCAAAAGACGAUCCAUGAUGGAGCUACAGCGGAGACGCAAGAAGCUGACUGAGCCUGAGGCCAGAUUUUACUUGCACCAGGUGCUGCUUGGCGUGCACUAUCUUCACGAGCGCAACAUCAUACACAGAGACUUGAAACUAGGAAACCUGUUUCUCAAUGACAAUCUGCAGGUCAAGCUUGGAGAUUUUGGACUUGCUACCGUUGUUGAGUUCAAAGGAGAAAGAAAGAAGACGUUGUGCGGCACUCCCAAUUACAUUGCUCCUGAGGUGUUGAACAAAGUGGGCCAUAGCUUUGAGGUUGAUGUCUGGUCAAUUGGCUGCAUCCUGUACACUCUGCUGGUCGGCCGGCCUCCUUUUGAGACCACAUCUCUCAAGGAGACAUACCAGCGCAUCAGAAACUGCGAAUACAGUCUGAGCAAGGCAGCUCUCUCGCCAGAGGCAGUCAACCUGAUCCGCCGCAUGCUGCAGUCAGAGCCAAAGGCCAGGCCCACAGUUAAACAGCUGCUCGACGACCCAUUCUUUACCUCUGGCUACAUGCCAAAGGAGCUGCCAACCACCUGCCUCUCUGUGGAGCCUCGCUUUGACCCAGCCAUUCUUGCCAAGCACAACCAGAGUGCUGUGUCUAUAAAGCACCCCGCCAGCUACGCUCCAGCGGUUGGAACUGCGAGCAGACGGCCACUCACCCAGGUCAACCAAAUCGACCAUCGCGGUGACCACAUCGAGGCCCAAUCGCAGCCAGUUGGUCCCACUGUGAUGGAGAACAGCUUCAAGCACAUGCUCAUGAUCAAAGACCAGCUCACCAACUUGCUGGACAAACCCAAUUUGGUGAAGCCCAACAAUUCAUUCCUUGGAGAAGCUGAGGAUCCUGCCGCCCAAGCUCUGUUCUGGAUCUCCACCUGGGUGGACUACACAGACAAGUACGGCUUUGGCUAUCAGCUUUGCGACGACAGCGUGGCUGUUGCGUACAACGACGGCACCAAGCUGAUCUUGCUGGCAAAUGAGACUGACCUUCAAUACAUUGAGCGAGACGGACAGGAGCACUACCACAAGAUGUUGUCCUACCCAACCAGUCUGUCCAAGAAGAUGAAGCUGCUUGACUAUUUCCGCCGCUACAUGGUUGAGCAUUUGGUCAAGGCUGGUGGCCGCCGGUUGUCCAAGGAAUCUGACUCAAUGGCCAGGAUGCCCUACCUCUGCCACUGGUUCCGCUCGAGAAACUGCGUCAUCAUGUUCUUAACCAAUGGAACUCUGCAGAUCAACUUCUCAAACCACAACAAACUGAUCAUCUGUCCGUUGAUGGAGGCUGUGACGCACAUCACGUGUGACAAUGUUCCCCACACAUACCGCUUCUCCACCAUUGAGCGCGAAGGUUGCUCCAGCGUGCUGCACAAAGGCCUAGAAACUGCCCUGGUGAAGGUCAAGGCUAUGAUCGCCACGACACAACCAACCAACGCUUGAUUUUAAAUUGCUGAUUCUUGUAUUUUUAUCGAUGGUCAUGAUAACGCAUAAUUUUUUUAACUACUUCAUAAACGAAACAAACAAUGUGUUUUGACAAAAGAUAUUGCUUGCCUUUGAUACAUAUUAUAUGAAUCCGUAGUUGAUACAAUUAUCUUAACAUUUGUAGGGUAAAUACUGCCUAGAUUUUAACUUUUGUAAAUAUUUCACUCAAAAAGUAUCAGCAUUUUACACACUGGAUGUACUCUCAAUAAAACGCUGCCAAUUUGCAAGAGUCUAAAAUUGAAAAAUGGCUUUAUUUAAACAACUAGUGCAAUAGAGAUAUUUUUUCUUGAAGUAUUGAUAAGAGACUAGUUAAGUUAUUGAAAAGAAACUAAUGAAAUGACAUCUAUAAACUCUACCUUUCACGUGUGACUUUUUUUUGAAGAUUUUUGGUUUUAUCCGUUGUUAACAUUUCAUUCCUUGUGCAUUAUUCUUGAAGCUCACAUGCAAAAAAAAUUAAAUAUAAUUAUUAUAUUUUAGCCCUAAUUAAAAUUUCCUUACGAGGGGAAAGCAUCAAAGCUGGA